AUGGGCUGCCAAGCAUCAGACGAGAGAAAACCUAAUAAGAAAAACAGGUCUAGAAGACCAGAAGGCCACUGAGAUAUACAGGUCUUACAGUUUGACGAUAAGGUGGACAUUACAGAUAUAGAACUCCCAGGAAUGGGAGGUAAUAGAGAAGGGAUUGCCUGAAGAACGAAACAAGGCAAGACUUUUCUUCCUGGCCAGCAGAAUAGUUACAAGGUACUGAAGGAAUAUGGCAUUACCAAAGUAUUCCUGAAGAGAGAGAAAGCCGAGGAGAUGGCAGGAGAGAUUCAAGUCUUGAUAGAUGAGAAAGAAGCUGAGAAAUAAAGAAAUUGAGCAUGAAAUUGAAGCUGGAAAUUCUUUUGAUCCAAAGAAAGGGGUUGUAGUUCGAGAUAUCCAGAACAUUAUAUCUGACUUUCAGAGAGUUCUUGGAUGUAUUCAGGACGGAAAUAAUAACCAUAGUAACGAAGAAAAUGACUCUUUUGAUAAUGAUAAUUUUGAAGAUGAGAGAAGAGAAGGGGAUGAUUGGGAAAACACUCCUAUUCCAAUCCAAAAAUAUAGAAUAGAAGGCUACAUUCGGAAGCAUAAUAAAGAUAUGGCUGAUGCUUACAACGAAGAUGGCAGACUGAGACUAAUUUUAAACAACUCUAAGCAUAUCAAAAUCAUUGAGGAGCUUCUUGAUAAUCUUGAUGGGUAUAUUCUUCCAGACUGAAGCACCUUAGGAAUUGAGUUAGUAGGUUAUAAUUCCGACAAGGCAUAUGAGCUACUAAGCAAUCAUUUCCCUAAAUAAAGUAAAACACUUCUGGUUCAAAAAUCUUGAACCAGAAGAGGAUAUCACAAGAUAUUGGAGCAUACUGGAGUCAAUUAAUUCUCAAGGAAUAUAUCAGCUUGUGUUAUCUAAGUUUCACGUACCAACAGAUAUUCUUGGGAAAAUUUUUGGUUGCUUCUCUCAAGUUAAAUUUUUAACCUUUUGGUAUUGAACACUCGAAGGGCAAGAAGUUGAAAUAAGCAACCAAAUAGAGUUCAAAAUAGAGCAUAUUAUCUUUAAAAAUUGAGGGGAACCCGCAAAGAGCGAUUGGAACAACCACCCUCAACACUUGUGGGGUAUUAUCGAAGCUAUUGGAAAAUCUAACCUUAAGAACUCUCUUAAAUCAUGCAGAUUUAAAAACGAUCCAGAAGUAGAAAUUACCCUGAACAAUAUCCAAGAAAUUUUUGAAUCCAAUGGAAUGGCUGACGUCAAAGUAUACGAAGCUAUAUAUGGAAAUGAGGACUAGGU
Messenger RNA from Moneuplotes crassus, 1270 nucleotides. NCBI's taxonomy places the organism in Eukaryota, Ciliophora, Spirotrichea, Euplotida, Euplotidae. The record is from the annotation of a GenBank genome assembly.